AUGGCGCUCCACAACCCUCGGAGCCUCAUCCAGGCCGCCACGAUCGCAUCCAAGGGAUUGGGGAGAGCAUCACUGGGCGGUGCAAGAGCGGAGACAUGUACAUCUGGUCUUUGGAGGGCAUUUUCGUCGGGCCCUCCGGCUGCUCGAUCGUUCGCCUCCAUAACCUCUAGGACCAACACGUUCACUCUACGCACACCGACUCGCACGUCUUUCACCGGCCUAAAUCAGAAGAGGAGUAUCUUCGGCGCAGCGACUUGGGGAUCCCAAGGCUCUUCGGUCAACCAGAACAUGCUUGCGCAAAUGGAGCAGACUGCGAACAACAAUCCCACCAGCGCCACUGCGCAAAACGCCUUCUACCAAGCUCUCCUCCGCGCCAACAUGCCUCAGAUCAUCGUCGAACGCUACAAUACUGGACGCUACGCCACGAAUGCCUCUACCGAUCAAGCCUACUCUCGUGCCCUUUCGCUAGCCGGAGGCGCCACGUCUGGAAACACUGCAGGCUUGAAUACUUCCGGUAACAACAAUGGAUACACUCGCGAGCAGAUGCAAGCUGCUGGUCAGGCAAUCGGUGCGAGACAGGGCGGCGGUAAUCUCAGCAUGCUAUCUCCAAAUGGUGCAUCUGGUGGAAAGAUGGAGCCYCUGUAUGUCGUUGUGGAUGAGAGCUGGGGAAGCACCAUCUUCAAAUGGACCAAGUUCGUCGUCGUUACCGGAGCCGUUCUCUACGUUUCAUUCGUGUUGCUCACUCUACUGGUUGAAGGAGCAGGAAUGCUCAAGAAAGUCGGAGGAGGGCAAGGCAAGGAAGCGCAGCCUGAACUGCAAACUGCUAGGUUCUCUGAUGUGCACGGGUGCGAGGAAGCCAAAGAGGAACUUCAAGAACUUGUCGAGUUUCUCAAGAACCCCGAUCAAUUCAGUGCUCUUGGUGGCAAGCUUCCCAAGGGUGUGCUUCUCGCUGGACCUCCCGGUACCGGAAAGACCCUCCUCGCACGUGCAGUAGCAGGGGAGGCUGGCGUUCCCUUCUUCUACAUGUCUGGUUCCGAGUUUGACGAGAUCUAUGUCGGUGUAGGAGCUAAGCGCGUCCGCGAGCUUUUCGCCUCUGCCCGUGCAAAGAGUCCUGCCAUUAUCUUCAUUGACGAGCUGGAUGCCAUUGGUGGCAAGCGUAACGAGCGCGAUGCAUCCUACGUCAAACAGACUCUCAACCAACUUCUCACUGAACUCGAUGGUUUCGAGCAAGACACGGGUGUCAUCAUCAUCGGCGCAACCAACUUCCCAUCAUCGCUUGACAAGGCUCUCACUCGACCUGGACGCUUCGAUCGCAAUGUUGCCRUUUCGCUACCUGAUGUUCGCGGAAGAAUAGCGAUCCUCAAACAUCACAUGAAGAACAUCAAGACUGACGCGUCAGUUGAUGCAGCAGAAAUCGCCCGUGGUUCGCCAGGCUUUUCAGGUGCUGAUCUCGAAAAUGUUGUCAACCAGGCCGCAGUUCGCGCUUCGAAGAACAAGCAGGCCAAAGUUACGAUUAAGGAUCUCGUUUGGGCAAAGGACAAAAUUAUGAUGGGAGCCGAGCGUAGGAGCGCCAUCAUCCAGCAAAAAGACAAGGUGAUGACAGCUUACCAUGAAGGUGGUCACGCAUUGGUCGCGAUGCUCACAGAGGGCAGCAUGCCACUCUACAAGGCUACCAUCAUGCCACGAGGACAAGCAUUGGGAAUCACACACAUGUUGCCUGAAAUGGACAAGGUCAGCGAGACGAAGAAAGAGCUGAAGGCAAGGAUCGACGUGGCGAUGGGUGGUAAAGUAGCAGAGGAGCUCAUCUACGGCGAAGACAAUGUCACCACGGGAGCAAGCUCCGACAUCCAGAACGCUACCGCCGUCGCGUACAUGAUGGUCACUCAGGCUGGUAUGAGCGAUAAGCUGGGUAACAUUGAUCUCAGUUCCGACUAUGCCCGACUCUCGCCGCAAACGAAGCAAGCGAUUGAGGGCGAAGUGAGGAGGUUAGUGGAAGAAGGACGGGCACGUGCCACCAAACUUCUCACCGACAACCGCGAGGCACUUGCGAGACUGGCAAAUGCGCUAGUUGAGUAUGAGACACUUGAUCGUUCAGAGAUGGAGAAAGUGGUGAAGGGUGAGAAACUUCCCCCGCAGAAGAUGAAGGUUGAUCCAGACACCCCUGUCAAGUUGCCUGAGCCCGGGAACACGCUUCCUGCUCCUCCGAGACCAGGAAUGCCAGUGGGCGAGGAUGAAGUUGGUGGAAUCCCGCCCACUCCCGUGGAAGGUACUUCAGGCAGCCCGUAUCCAGCCAGGAAUUCUUGA
This is a messenger RNA of Ramularia collo-cygni, 2304 nucleotides long. RefSeq names its product related to AAA+-type ATPase containing the peptidase M41 domain. NCBI's taxonomy places the organism in Eukaryota, Fungi, Ascomycota, Dothideomycetes, Mycosphaerellales, Mycosphaerellaceae. The transcript has a single exon. Gene Ontology annotation, biological process: protein quality control for misfolded or incompletely synthesized proteins; mitochondrion organization. Gene Ontology annotation, cellular component: mitochondrial inner membrane. Gene Ontology annotation, molecular function: ATP-dependent peptidase activity; ATP binding; ATP hydrolysis activity. The record is from RefSeq and is a predicted model, not a curated record. Bases 1 to 2304 code for a protein of 767 amino acids.